Vitis vinifera (wine grape) is the source of this 834-nucleotide messenger RNA. Its product is annotated as scarecrow-like protein 33. NCBI's taxonomy places the organism in Eukaryota, Viridiplantae, Streptophyta, Magnoliopsida, Vitales, Vitaceae. The transcript is spliced from 2 exons. The annotation marks the transcript as partial. The record is from RefSeq and is a predicted model, not a curated record.
UAAACUUUUGAAUGAAGAAUUUAGAGAAACAUAUGCAUAAUUAUUCCUUGAACCCUUCUUCUGUAAUAUUAAAACAACGCUAUCUAGAGGCCUGGAAAGAGAGGCAGCACCAUCUCACACCAACUGUAUCUCUCAGUCCUCUGGCUCUGGGGUUUCAGGGUGUUACUGUUGUGGCUGCUUGGAAAAUAGAUGAUCAUGGAUCGAUCCUCGAGUGGAUUGUACGGGUCAAUGGAUAGAACUGGAUUCAAUGAAGACUCUGUUUCGGUUUUACCGUGUCAGGAUCUUACUAAUGGGGGAGACAAAUUGCAGGAACCAAUUUUAGAUCAAAAUGAUAUAGAUAUUCUACCAAUUUCUCCCCACUCAAGUUGUAAUAAUUUAGCCUCCUGGCCGGAUGUAGAGAAAGAUCCUCACGAGGACUGUGAUUUUGGUGAUGCAGCUCUCAAGUACGUAAGCCAGAUGCUUAUGGAGGAAGACGUAGAAGAGAGGAAUUGCAUGUUUCAAGAGUCUUUGGCGCUUGAAGCCACUGAGAAAUUGUUUUAUGACAUUAUUAGGGAGAAGUAUCUUCCUCCAGAUGAUCACCAGACAGCCCCUUUCAUUGAGGAAAAUUCUGGCAAUUCAGAUCAAAAUGGUAGUAUAGAUUUCAGUACUUAUAGUAGAAAUGCUACUAGUGAUGGUAACUGCGUGGAACUGGGGAGGAAUUUUGAUGUUGGAGAGUAUAAAUCCCCUCAUGUUGCCCCCCAGCCCACUUGUCAGUCUUCUUUCAGUUCUUCAAGCAGUGCCAAAAGGGUUCCUAAUAUAUUUAAUGACAGUGAGUCUGUUUUGCAGUUCAGGAGG